Melanaphis sacchari is the source of this 704-nucleotide messenger RNA. Its product is annotated as microtubule-associated protein Jupiter-like. Gene Ontology annotation, cellular component: nucleus. The coding region runs from base 147 to 533 and encodes 128 amino acids. The transcript is spliced from 3 exons. The record is from RefSeq and is a predicted model, not a curated record. Lineage: Eukaryota; Metazoa; Arthropoda; Insecta; Hemiptera; Aphididae.
UUCAUUAAUUUCCGUUCGUUGCCCAGCUACUUGGGAGUUCAUCGUCCGUUCACACUUCAAUAUUUGCUGAUUUUCAUUUUAUCGAAAAAGUUUUGUUAACUUUGAUUUCAACAGCAUUUCUUUGAAAAUUCCAAAAAGAACUUAAAAUGACUUCCACAAAUUUCAAUGUUGGUAUCGGUGACAUCAGAAGAAACACUAGCAAGGUCUUGAAACCACCAGGUGGUGGAAGUAGUGAUAUAUUUGGAACAGCAUCAUGCGAUGAAGUUAAUCCACAUAAACGUGGUACAAAUCAGAAGAAUCUUCAAAGUUCCAUUAUUUUGGGUGGUCAAUCGCCAAAACAUAGUAAUGGUACAGUUGCUGCCAAUGGAAAUUCUGAUAAACCUGAUGGUAAUCCAGUAACUGGGGAAGGUUAUGAAGCUCCUAAGCCAACAGCUACACCAGCUCAGCAUGUUUCUGCUCAAUCAGAACCAGCUCCAGAACAAAAGAAGGCAAGCCGUGUGCCACCAGGUGGAUAUAGUUCUGGGUUAUGGUAAUUGCUGAGCCAGAAAGACCAACUAAAAUUUUAUCACAAUUUAUACAUCGCUUUUGUAUUUCUUUGAUAUAUUGAUGACCUUUGAUCACAUUUCAUCAAUAAAAUACUUAUUUAUGGUUUAUAAGAAAAUGACUUUCAGUGUAUGAAAUACAUAAUAAUAUUACAAUUGUCA